UUCGUCUUCACUGUCAGUCUGUCUUGGAAAGUUAUCGACACUUGGCUGUUUCAGAGGCUCUGAGGAUGCCUUGUUGGUACUUUGAGAAAAAAGAACUCAGAAAUACACCCUCCAUACAGGAUGGGCUUGAUCACGCAACAGAGGCUCGCUACAGGAGGGAGGGGGCCAGGUUUAUCAUUGAUGCUGGGACAAAAAUGGGGCUGAGAUAUGAUACAUGUGCCACUGGUGUUGUCUAUUUCCAUCGGUUUUACAUGUUUCACUCAUUCAAGGAGUUUCAUCGCUAUAUCACGGCUGCCUGCUGUCUAUUUCUGGCUGGUAAGGUGGAGGAGACGCCUAAGAAAUGUAAAGACAUCAUCAAAGUCUGUCAGUCUCUGCUGUCCCCACAACUUUUUACUGUGUUUGGGGAGGAUCCAAAAGAGGAAGUAAUGACGAUGGAGAGGAUUUUACUGCAGACCAUCAAGUUUGACCUUCAGGUGGAGCAUCCUUACUCAAUACUGCUCAAGUUUGCUAAAGUACUGAAAGGGGAUAAAGAAAAGAUACAAAAAUUGGUGCAGAUGGCUUGGACAUUUAUCAAUGACAGUCUGUGUACAUGUUUAUGUUUGCUGUGGGAGGCUGAGAUUAUCAGUGUCUCCUUAAUGUACUUGGCAACACGCCUGACAAAGUUUGACAUCCAGGACUGGCAUGGGCGUGUCCCAGGGACACGGACCAAGUGGUGGGAGUUCCUAGUGGAAGAUAUCACUGUGGACCUCAUGGAAGAUAUCUGUCAUGGUGUCCUAGAUCUGUACUCCUCCAACCCUCAGUCACAGCUCCGUGAGGAUUCUCCUCCUACAACACCAGUCAAAAAGAGUGAAGUGAGGGACACCCCACCACCACCUCCUCCAAACAAACGCAGCAGCACUAGCCUUCCAUUGGAGGGUCCACCAGAGAAGGCAGUAAAAAAGGAACGUAAACAAGACUCCCAUCAUUCAUCAUCAUCAGACAGUCGCCCAACAAAACAUUCCUCUUCAUCUAAACACACACCAUCAUCUGACAGUGUGUCAAAGACCCCCACAACCAGUGUACCCCAGCCCCCUCUUUCAGGGGCCCCACCCAACUCAAAGCUCGAGUUUUCUACCUAUAACCCAUACAUGUCCUCUCAUAUGUACUCAUCAUCUUUCAUGUCUCAGGAAGGGAGUAAAUCUAUACAGAAUCUAAUGGGUGGGGGAGGAGGGGCAGCAAAAUCAGCCCCAGUCCCCGAGAGCUAUCCUCCACCACAGAGUUCUGUAGCUCCACCACCUGCCCCAGGGGGUCAGUUUCCACCCCCAGCUAGCCAGUAUCCCCCCACUCAGUACUCCCAGCCUUCAGUAUAUGCCCCACCAGCCUCUGCCCCCUACAAUCAGCCACCCCCAACUGGAACGGGAACCUCGUACACGGUACCCCCACAUGGGGCUUAUCCCCCUCCAGCUCCAGCCACCACAGCACCUGCACAGUCGUACAGCGUCCCAAUUACAAAUCCUCAGAAUUAUCCCCCAGGGUCCUACCCCCCAAACUACCAGCCCCCACCCUAUCAGUAUAACAAUCAGCCCCAGCAACCUCCACCCCAGACCGGAGCUUAUCAGCAAAAUAUGAGUUAUAACCCUCCAGCCCAGCCUCCCGCUCCCCAACAGUAUCCACAACAACCAGUGUUAACUCCCAGAAUUCCAAUGUCAGGGGCACCUGCUCCUCCCAGAAUGCCCAGUCAGCAGAGUCAGCCUCGGAACCCAAAUCCUGGAAACUCUGGUGGAUUGACAGUGAGAAUUUCAGGACGCAGAUGAAUACAUGUACAGAGAAAUUCAGUUUAUGUAAAAUGCAACUUCAAUUUGACAAGAUGGCAACAAUUUUAGUGUUCAUAUGAGCUUAACAAUUGAUUCACUUGAAAAGGAGAGUGUUUGGGGUUAAAUUUAUUUUAAGAAAAUUUCAAUAAAGACGUGGAUGUCUC
This is a messenger RNA of Saccostrea echinata, 1957 nucleotides long. RefSeq names its product cyclin-K-like. The transcript is spliced from 9 exons. Gene Ontology annotation, biological process: regulation of transcription by RNA polymerase II; positive regulation of DNA-templated transcription, elongation. Gene Ontology annotation, cellular component: cyclin/CDK positive transcription elongation factor complex; nucleus. The record is from RefSeq and is a predicted model, not a curated record. The coding region runs from base 66 to 1793 and encodes 575 amino acids. Gene Ontology annotation, molecular function: cyclin-dependent protein serine/threonine kinase activator activity. Lineage: Eukaryota; Metazoa; Mollusca; Bivalvia; Ostreida; Ostreidae.